AUGGAGCUUGCCAUGGCCACUGGCAGCAGAAGCAGCAGCUUGGUCACCGGCUUGAGGUGCAGGACAGGUGCAGCGGCAGCGGCAUUCAGAUUCAGUAGUGGGGAUCGCCGCCGCAGCUGGAGGACGACCCCAGUGACGGCGUCCGGCCGUGGAGCCCGCAGGCUGACGGUCUCUGCAGCAGCCUGCAAGACAUGUAAGGGAAAGGGCGCAGUAGAAUGCCCAGGGUGCAAGGGAACCGGCAAGAACAAGAAGAACGGCAACAUUUUCGAGAGAUGGAAGUAG
This is a messenger RNA of Miscanthus lutarioriparius, 282 nucleotides long. The record is from the annotation of a GenBank genome assembly. Lineage: Eukaryota; Viridiplantae; Streptophyta; Magnoliopsida; Poales; Poaceae.